Molecule: messenger RNA, 961 nt
Organism: Vanrija pseudolonga
Lineage: Eukaryota; Fungi; Basidiomycota; Tremellomycetes; Trichosporonales; Trichosporonaceae
Gene: PRXQ
Product: thioredoxin peroxidase DOT5
Exons: 5
Coding region: 127-675 (182 amino acids)
Biological process (GO): cellular response to oxidative stress; cell redox homeostasis
Cellular component (GO): cytoplasm
Molecular function (GO): thioredoxin peroxidase activity
Source: RefSeq, a predicted model, not a curated record
CUGUUGGCCCAGCAGCGCAUCAUCGAUCUCCACCACAUACCUACUACUACCCCGUGCUCCGGGCACUCUUUCUCCUCACAACGCCCACUCGCUCUCCGUCGUCGCCACUCGACACCAAUAAUAAUAAUGACGACCCACGCCAUUCAGCACCUGUUUGGCUAUGAGGACCCGCUCGUCGGGCUCGAGGCGCCGAGCUUCAACCUCCCCUCUGCGGGGACUGGGGCGCUGUACACCCCGCCCAUCGGCAAGAAGCCCAUCGCUAUCUUUUUUUUCCCGAAAGCAAUGACAAUAGGAUGUACCAAGGAAGCAUGCGCGUUCCGGGACGCGCAAGAGAAGGACACGGUGUUUCUCAGACAUCCAGACCUCGAGGUCAUUGGCAUCAGUCGCGACGCAAUCGAGAACCAAACAACGUUCCAGGACAAGCACGGGCUCCAGUACCCCAUCGUGUCGGACACGGACCACCUCGUCAACAAGGUGUACGGCGUCAAGGGGUGGCUGUUUGGCAAGGGCUCGGUGCCGGAGCGCAAGACUGUGUUUAUUGGCCCCGACGGCAUCGUGCAGGCGACUUAUGUCGCCAACUUGCGGGUUAAAUCACACGUUCGCUUCGUCGAGAAACAGCUCCAGCGGCUAGAGCUGCAAAAGACGAACUCGGACGCGACCUCCGACACCACAUAGUCUGCAAUCACACCUUCAGCCCCCUCUCUAGAACCCGCCCUGACUCGUGCCCAGUGAAGGUGAAACCACACGGCGCGCAAACUCUCUCCGACGGGACUCGAGCUCGACGGCCGCCGCGUCCGCUGCCGCCGGUUCCGACGACGGCGACGCCGCCGACCACCACCACCACCAUCCGCCAGACUCGCUCGCGAGCCUCCCCUCCCUCCCCCGCCUGCCGACCUCGGCCUCGCUCCACCUCUAACCUCGUUAAAUUUUAUUUUCUUCCCUUCCUCCUUGGUUAAUACGC